Molecule: messenger RNA, 627 nt
Organism: Camellia sinensis
Lineage: Eukaryota; Viridiplantae; Streptophyta; Magnoliopsida; Ericales; Theaceae
Source: RefSeq, a predicted model, not a curated record
AUGAUGCUCAUAUCUUCAUGGCUUAAUAUUAGCUUAGAUCCAAUUAGAGGAAAUGAGCAAAAGUCAAAGGUAUAUUGGUUAAGAGUGUGGGAGAACUUCAACAAGUACAAAACCUUCGAUUCUGAAAGAACUCAAACUUCUCUAAUGAAUCGAUGGUCGACGAUUCAACUUGCCACAAAUAAAUUUUGUGAAUGUUUUGCUCAAGUUGAAUGGUUGACUCGAAGCGGUUCGACAGAAAAAGACAAGAUUCGGGAUGCGAAAAAAUUGUACAAAGACUUGUAUCAAUUGAACUUUCCCUUUGAGCAUUGUUGGAAUGAAUUGAGUUCCCAACCAAAAUGGAUGGAAGAUACAACAACGAAGAAGCAAAAAAGCACAAAAAAUGCAUCUCCGGCAACGUCUACCCCUUGUACACCAGAUUCAGUAAAUUUGGGGGACAAUGAUAACUAUGAUGUUAUGGAAAGACCAGCAGGAAGAAAGGUCGCAAAGAAAAACAAAGCCAAAGAUCUUGGAAAUAAUGUUGUAGAGUCGCCUUUUGUGAAGCUCUUAGAAGUGAUAAAGGUAAAAAACGACAUAACAAAUGAGAAGAAAAUAGAGAUAUUUGAGAAAUCUUAUCUUCAAGAGGAAUGA